GUCCAGUCCUGGUUGACAGCGACGCGAGGGUGGCGCUGGUGGGGGAAACCACCCUCGCUUCGAAAGUUCAGUUCGCGCUCAGCCUCCGACGUGUAUUCACGGACGGGCGUCCAGCCGGAGGGUCGAGGGGCUGUCUUUGAGGGACUUUCAUCGUAGAAAUUUUCGGAGCUUAUACUUCCGCGCGGAUAUUAUCGAGUUUGUGGUUUACCUCAAGGAGCACGACUUCUCUCAACUAGUGAUAUUGUCAUGAGGAAACUUCUAGACAUGUGUUGAACAUUUAGACCGGACUGCUGGAAUGGAGCUUGUCCUGCGACCUAUUCUUCUUUUACUGUCAGCAUGUAGCUACGAGUUGGCGUUCGGUCAGCAGGGCCCGGUUUUCAUCCAAGAGCCCCCCAGCACUCUCGUAUUUUCGAAUACAACUGGAUCUCAGCUGAGCUGUUCCGCUCAUGGGAGUCCGACUCCGCACGUUACUUGGACUACGAGUCCGGAUCAGAGGCCGGUGACCGCGGUACCGGGUCUCAGGCAAUUGCUGGGUAACGGAACUCUCUACUUCCCACCGUUUCUGGCUCAAGACUUCCGCGCAGAAGUUCACAGCGCCCGUUACAGAUGCAGGGCAUCAAACUCCAUAGGUACCGUUCUCUCGAGAGAAGUCAUCCUUCGAGCUGUACUCACCGUUUCCGGGUACGACGUAAGGGUGAACAGGGCAGAUGUUGUCACAGGAUGCAACGCCGUGUUAUCCUGUACCGCCCGAGAAGACGUCAGGGAACAUUUGACGGUGACCUCUUGGUUUCGAGACGACGCAAUUUUGCUACCGGGGAGCACGGACACCGGUGGAAGGUUCGUCGUGACCUCGCAGGGGGAAUUGCAUAUCCGUGCCGCGAGGGCGGAAGAUGGAAGAGCAACUUAUUCCUGCCUAACACUUCAUUCUCUCACGGGGGAACGACGUCGGAGCGAUUCUGCUACACUUACGGUAACAGAACAAAGCAGGUCCAUGCCCCCGAUGUUGACCCAACGUUCGCAGAUGGUGAUAUCAGCUGAAAGGGGUUCAAAUACCCACCUUACUUGUUCCGCUCAAGGAAGUCCUCCCCCGGUAUUCACGUGGUACAAAGAUGUAGACGGUCAUCUACUUCCGGUAGAAUCGUCCGGCCGUAUACAACUCUGGGGAGAUUUAAUGCAGAUCCGUCGGGUUGAUGCCCAAGACGCCGGAAGAUACGUUUGUAGAGCGAGUAACCAGUUCGGAGAACAAAGGGCGGAAAGUCACUUGGCCGUCACUUCGAAGCUCAACGCCAGAAUUCAUCCUCAGAUUCAGACGGUGAACUCCGGAGCAACCGCGACGAUGAAUUGUACGGUCGAAGGUUACCCGGUCGAAAGUGUCGAAUGGCUUCACGAUGGAGUUGCCAUUCUGACGGGUCAGGAUGCGAGAAUCAAUCUGCAGACUCCAUUGGUCCUGGUCAUAAGUUUCGUCGGUCGUAGGGACAGAGGAAUGUACCAAUGUCUCGUGAGAAGCGAUAAGGAGAACGCUCAGGCAACCGCAGUAGUUCAACUGGGGGAUACCGUUCCCGAGCUGCAGUACACGUUCAUUGAACAAGCUCUUACACCUGGAAGGCCCGUUUCUCUGCGAUGUUCGGCGACCGGAUCUCCACCACCUUCGUUCACAUGGCUUUUAGACGGCCAGUCAUUGAGCGAAAUCGUCGCGGGUCAUAGAUACGCGAUUGGUCAGUACGUCGAUCAAUCCGGUGAUGUAAUUAGCCACCUAAACAUAUCGUCGGCCGGUUCAGAAGACGGUGGAUUGUACACCUGUGUAGCUUCCAACGCGCUAGCUAGCGUUGAACAUAAAGCAAGACUGAAUAUUUACGGAUCACCUUACAUCAGGUCGAUAGGUCCCAUCAGAGCAAUUGCGGGAAAAGACAUAACAAUCGCUUGUCCGUAUUCCGGGUACCCGAUCACCUCGGUCGAGUGGUCUAAAGGCGGGGUCCAAUUGCCCCUCGACAUCAGGCAAAAAUUGAACGAAGGUCUUUUGACAAUAACUUCGGUGGACACGAACGAUAAUGGGACGUACACUUGCACGGUCAGGAGAUCAGGAGAAACUGCGAGCAGAGAUAUAGUGCUCACCGUUAGUAGUCCUCCGGUGAUGACGCCGUUUAGUUUUGACCAGAAUUUGCAAGAGGGUAAAUGGGCGCAGGCUACUUGCAGCGUAACUUCUGGAGAUCGUCCGAUAUACUUCACCUGGCUAAAAGAUGGUGAACCAAUACCACCGGCCCUUCAAAUCGAAGAGAAAGUUCAAACGUUUUAUAGUCUUCUACUUUUUCACGAAGUUUCAUCCCGCCAUAGCGGGGAGUACACUUGUAUCGCUACAAAUCAUGCUGCCAAAGUAAAUCACACUGCCGAACUACUGGUAAAAGUUCCUCCCCAAUGGAUAUUCGAGCCACAGGACAUAUCAACCCUACUCGGCAAUCCCUUGAACGUACAUUGCGAGGCGAAAGGAUUUCCUCCGCCACAAAUCACCUGGCUCAGGGGUCACGGGAGAUCGUCGAAUGACUUUCAACCGUUGAUCGGAUUGGACGGAAGAAUAACCAUUCAGCCAAACGGUUCUCUAUGGACAGCUUCCGCUGGUCCUCAAGACGAAGGGCAUUACCUCUGCCGAGCGAACAACGGGAUCGGUUUGGCUCUCAACAAGCUAAUUUACGUUUCGGUGAACGAACCUGCCAGAUUUGAAAUCCAGAGUAAAAAUGUAACCAUAAGACGCGGCGAGCCAGUCAGUCUCGACUGUUUCGUCAUCGGAGAUAAUCCCAUCGAAGUACAAUGGACGCAUAACAACAAUCGUCUGGAUUUGAACAACUAUCGUCUCAGUAUAAGUCAAGUUAAGUCUGAAGAUGGACUCAAGUCUCAAUUGUCAAUUGGACGAAGUGACCGUCAGGAUUCGGGGGUGUACAGAUGCGUUGCCAGCAACGUGUUCGGGAGGAGCGAACAUCUCAUUUAUCUCGCUAUUCAAGAACGGCCAGACCCACCGAUGGCUCUUGAAGUGAUAGAAAUUGGCUCCCGAUCGAUAAGGCUUUCAUGGAAACAGUCGUUUGACGGAAAUAGUCCGAUAAUCAAUUACGUCAUUCAAUAUCGUCCGCUCGGUAUUAGCGUCACCGAAGAGUGGGAUCCUACCCAGACUCACAAUAUAACAUUCAACGCCGGAAGCACGAGCAUAAGUGGAGCGACCAACCCGACGCAAAAUGGCCUUGCUCAUUAUGACACAAUGGGUGCUGACCAGGAAAUGGCCUUGGUCAGUGGACUUCAUCCAGCAGUCACCUACACAUUCAGAAUGUUCGCCGUCAACGCUAUCGACGCGAGUGCACCUACGGAUUCAGUCGUCGCAAAGACGCAAGAAGAAGCACCGAUGGAUUUUCCCCAAAAUGUCAACGUACAGAGCGCAGGACCCGGAGAGUUAAUUGUCAGUUGGCAGACGCCGUCCAGAGACAUGUGGAAUGGCGAACUACUGGGUUAUAUAGUGACCUGGUCCGAGCAUUCCUCGUCAACUUCGGGUGUCAAUCAGAGCAAGAGUCUUACGGUGAAUGGAUGGGCUACGACAAAAAUUCAGCUGACAGGCCUUAGAAAAUUCACGAAAUACGACAUCACCGUCAGAGCUUUCAACAGCAUCGCCAGCGGGCCUCCUAGCAGCCCGAUUGUUGGCACGACCCAAGAAGGCGUACCGGAAGCUCCUCCGAUUCAAGUAGCGUGUUCACCAUUAUCGUCACAAAGCGUCAAGGUGUCUUGGGGAGCACCCCCGACGCAUCAACAUGGAGGGGUCAUUCAAGGAUACAAAGUUUACUACAGACCGGUCCCGACCGAUAACAUGGAAAUAUCAACGGUGGGUGAAGUGAAGCGAACAUCGAGCGAGGAGACUUAUCUUCAUACGUUGUACAAAUACACCAACUAUUCGAUCAGAGUUUUGGCCUACACGGGAGCUGGCGAUGGGGAACUCAGCCCACCUACGUAUUGCUCGACGGAAGAGGAUGUUCCGGGACCCCCUGCUGGUAUUAAAGCGCUGGCUUUGACUGCCGAAAGCAUUCUCGUCUCUUGGUUACCGCCAUUGCAACCAAAUGGGCAUGUUUCACUUUACACUGUCUACAGCCGGGAGGCUGGAGCGACAAGAAAUAAUACCCAUACGAUGCAUGACCCUCCGUCUUCGGCAAGCGAUACCUUGACGAUGGAACUAAGAGGCUUAACGGAAAGACAACUGUACGAAUUUUGGGUUACCGCAACGACGGGAUUGGGGGAGGGUGAACGGACUACCAUCGUAACUCAAACUACUGAUACUCGAGCGCCUGCCAGAGUUGCGUCUUUUUCCCAGCUAAUGCGAAGAGCGGUUAAAUCUUCGGUCACACUUCCGUGUCUGGUUGUCGGCAAUCCAACUCCCCGUCCGACUUGGACGCAUAGAAAUAGUCAAGUAACCACAGGAAGACAUUACGAGAUAACGGUUGACGGACACCUAAACAUUCACAGCCUAGAACAGUCCGUGGCGGGAAAUUACACAUGUUCAGCUACGAACUUGUUUGGAGACGAUUCGGUAACUUACACUCUAAUAGUUGUGAUGCCUCCGCGUGCGCCAAAAUUGGAAUUGCAAUACACGACUACGCAUAGUAUUCGACUUCGCUGGAACCAUCCUGACAACGGCGGUGCGACUAUCCAAGGGUACGUCUUGAGCUACAAAAGAGAUCAGGAUGGUUGGGAAGAAAUCGCUGUUUCUCCGGAACAAACGGCGUACACAUUGAGUGACCUUAAGUGCGGUUCUUCGUACCUCGCGCAUUUAACCGCCCACAACAGAGUCGGAACCGGGGAACCCAGUGGAUUGAUCAGUGCUCGGACCAAAGGCAGUGCUCCUUUGAUACCGAAGGAGAAGGACAUGAUCUCCACGAACUCAACGACGUUGCGACUCAAUCUGGUUUCGUGGCCAACGGGAGGGUGCCCGAUCCUAUACUACACAGUCGAGUAUCGUAAGCGAGGUGGUUCGGAUCCAUGGAUUAUGGUAGCGAACCGAGCGACGGAGAAUCUGAUAAUUCGUGACUUAAAACCAGCGUCGCGGUACGUUGUCAGACUCACGGGGCACAACGACGCGGGGGCAACGGAAACUCAGAUGGAAUUUGCUACCACAACGAUAAGCGGUGUCAGUAUCGGACCUCCUAACGAUCUCAUCAUGGACAAUGACGCGCCGAAAAGCGUUCCUAGCCAGAGGGUGCUAUACAUCGUUGUUCCAGUUGUGUGCGCCUUAGUUCUGGUCCUUUGUGCAAUUUUGCUGGGAUACGUAGUUCUGAAACGCGGCAGAGAGAGUGGCGGCUACCUGGGAGAAAUGAUGGCCGGGCAGCAGCAGCAAUUGCAGCAACCAGCAGGCUUAGGUUUGGCCCAGCCGUUGCAGCCCGGGAUGCAACAGCUGGGCCACCAGCCCCACCAUUUGACGAGCUGCAUGUCAACGGUCCAAUUGAAAUCAACUGCGGAAAGAGACAACCGCAGGAACCACCAGGUUUACACCAGCUCCCCGGUUAAACAAGAGAACCUGAAACCCAAUGAUCAUGGUUCAGGAAUGUACGAGAUCAGUCCAUACGCUACGUUCAGUGUGCCAGGUAGAGAAAACCGUUCGGUAACGACUGCCACUUUGGAUUACACGAUGCAAUUCAAGACUUUCGGCCACUUGGAAAACGAGGACAUAAAUAUAAUCGACUAUGAGAGAUCGAGUAUUGAUUAUGAGAGAUCGAAAACACCGAGGUGGCACAAGCAGCGAUAUUUUCCGAGCAUCGCAGAGGCAGAAAGUAAACUCAGAUCCAGCAGGCAAGGAUCGGGAAGCGAUACUUCUGGUAGUCCUUGCGGAGAAUGUGCUGGCCCCAGUUACAGGGUACCCGUGAAACCAUGUAGAGAUGUAUUUUCGAGAGGUGUCGAGUCCAGCACUGAAUCUAAUAACGAGGGUUCGCCGUUGGCCAGGAGGCGUAGCCGGCAACCAAGCAGGUCCACUCGCAGUUCGGUGGAUGACAUGACGCUAUUACCACCAACUGGAUUUAGCGACAGUCGAGAAUUAAGCGAGGCAGAAUGCGAUCGUGAUUGCCAUGCACUUUCCAUCGCUACCAGACACGGGGGCAGCCUUGGCAGACUUCCGAUCGAAGCGAUCGAAACUAUGCUCGCCAGAUAUCAGCAAAGAAAGGAGCAGGAACGGCAGGAGUUCACGAUUCAUGUUUGAGAGAAGGUAGAGGGAAUAACCGGAAACGGACGAUCCAUAAAUGCAGCGUAUAAAUUGCAAAACUUUCGUAUCAUGUACAGGUAUAAUGAGUAACCAAACUAGUCUCGUUUGACAAACUAUUUACAAGUAUCAACAUUUUUGCACAUUUUACGUUGAAAAUCAAAUUACGUUUAUCGUCGCAUGAAUAACUUAAUGAACAUUUAUUCGGUUUAUUAAAAGGAAAAAAGUAUAAAUAUAUCAAAAUAAUAAUAAUAAUAUUAAUAACAAUAACAAUAAUUAUAUAACAAACCGUUAUAUAUUAUGAAUAUUAUGAAAGCUGCAGUUAUAUUGAAACACUGCCGCCAAAGGGUGUUAUAUUUAUUGAAAAAA
Molecule: messenger RNA, 6583 nt
Organism: Athalia rosae (coleseed sawfly)
Lineage: Eukaryota; Metazoa; Arthropoda; Insecta; Hymenoptera; Athaliidae
Gene: Dscam3
Product: Down syndrome cell adhesion molecule-like protein Dscam2
Exons: 34
Coding region: 296-6214 (1972 amino acids)
Biological process (GO): cell-cell adhesion; axon guidance
Cellular component (GO): plasma membrane; axon
Molecular function (GO): protein binding
Source: RefSeq, a predicted model, not a curated record